AUGGAACUUCAAUAAUAAUAAUAAGAAACAAAAUCAAAAAAAAAUAAAUACAGAAAAGACAAACCUUGGGACAAUGACCCAACCCUUGACAAAUGGAAAAUCGAAGAAUUUAAAAAAGGUGAUAUGCCCUAUACAUUAUCUGAAGAAUCAUCUUUUGCUACAUUAUUCCCAUAAUACAGAGAAAAAUAUAUACAAGAGAGUUUUGGUAAUAUAAAAAAGACACUGAAUGAUUACGGAAUAAAAGCAGAUUUAAACCUUACCGAAGGUUCAAUAACAGUAAGAACAACAAAAAAAACAUGGGAUCCUUACGCAAUAAUAAAAGCAAGAGAUUGUAUAAAAUUACUAGCAAGAUCAGUUCCGUUUUAGCAAGCUUUAAGAGUUAUGGAAGAUGGAGUUUUUUCUGACGUAGUAAAAAUACGAAAUUUAGUAAGAAAUAAAGAAAAAUUUAUCAAAAGAAGGUAAAGAUUAAUUGGACCUAAUGGACAAACAUUAAAAGCUCUCGAAUUAUUGACAGAAUGCUAUAUUAUGGUAUAAGGAAGUACUGUUAGUUGUAUAGGAGGAUGGAAAUAAUUAAAGGUUUUGAGAAGAAUUAUUGAAGAUACAAUGCAUAAUAUCCAUCCAAUUUAUAAUAUUAAAGAAUUAAUGAUUAAAAAAGAACUUAUGAAAGAUGAUAAACUUAAAGAUGAAAACUGGGAUAGAUUCUUGCCAUAGUUUAAAAAAAUUAAUGCUAAGAAAAAAUAAAAAAAAUAAAAAGUUCAAAAAAAGGAAUAUACGCCUUUUCCACCAGAAUAAUAACCAAGAAAAAUAGAUAUUGAGAUUUAAACUGGUGAAUAUUUUUUAAAAGAAAGUGAAAAAAAAUAAAAUAAUUUAAAGUAAAAAAUCAUUAAAUAAGAAAACAAAAUUUAAUAAAAAAUGGACUAAAAAUCGAAACUUUAUGAAGCUCCUGAAAUUAAUAAAGAAAUCGAAAAAGAAAAUUAAAAAAAGAAAAAAAAAGAUUAGUAAUUUACUUAAAAUCAAGAUAUCGAAGAAUUAAAAAACAAGUUUUUGGAUAAAGGAAAAAAGAAAGUUAAAAUUUUUUGA
Ichthyophthirius multifiliis is the source of this 1080-nucleotide messenger RNA. Its product is annotated as ribosomal RNA assembly, putative. Lineage: Eukaryota; Ciliophora; Oligohymenophorea; Hymenostomatida. The transcript is spliced from 3 exons. Gene Ontology annotation, molecular function: RNA binding. The record is from RefSeq and is a predicted model, not a curated record. Gene Ontology annotation, cellular component: nucleolus; small-subunit processome.